GGUUUACCUUACAUGUUCCCGACAUUUCCUCGGUAUGAACGCCUUAAGAUCAAUCUUGUCAAUAUGAUAUCGUGAUGAAAGCGAUGAGGCUCAAGACUCAAUGGCCUUGACGUGGGGGGAACGUCUGAAGAGUAGCUACAUCAAUGGAUGUUCAUGAGAGAGUGCUUUAUCAGCUGAUUUUGCAAUUACACACGGGUCACGUGUAGAUUGUCGCGUCCGAUAACGAUGACAGAUAAGGGACGCGGGCACAAAGUGACGCGUUGAGGCAACCAUGGCCUGGCUGUACAAUAUAUUAUAAAAAACAUUACAAUCCAGACAAUCACGAUACAAACUUUAAGAAAGAUGCCUCCAAAGCAAAAGUCCAGACCGAAAGGCAGUGCGCCUGCAAAUCGAACAUACAAAGCAGUCGAACCAUUACAUCAAACUACAUUUCCAGAACAGAAAAAGCGUGUAACUAGGAAUUAUGGCAAGAAAUCUAAGCUUAAGCUCGAAGACCAGGACACGCUUACGCAGAUGGAUUGGGUAAAAUUACAUGAGAGAGAAGAACUGGAAAAACAGAUAGAAGAUGAUAUUGAGGAUAGUGAAGGAGAUUAUGUGGAAGAAGAAUCGAAGCGAAGAACGAAACGACGGAGGACUAUGGGCGAUGAACCGGAAGCAAAGAUAAAGAAAGGGUCAAAGAAUAGGCGGAAGACUUUAGGAGAGGAAGAAAGAAUACCUAGUUUCUCGACACAGACGAUUACCCAACUCGAUUAUUGGCCACUUUCCGGAGCACGAGAGCCAGAAGAACCAGAAGACGAUCCAUCGAUCUACGAUGUUUCAGUAUCCAGCUCUCCAGCAUUUCAAUCACUUCGACGAAGUCCGCGGAAGAUUUACAAACCUGCUACUUCUGGUCCAGUUCAAUUAAUGCCUCCACCACAGACACCAAGACAUAGGAAGAUUCUUGAGAUUCCAUCAUCACAAUCACCGGCUACACCAACGUCAAGUCAAUUUGGAGGUUCCGCACGGAAGGGGUCGCCGCUCAAGGAGCAAUCUACAAAUGGCAUAGUCCCCUUCUCCCUAAGAUCAAAUACAAUCACGGAUACCGAAAAGAUACCAAAAUUGAAGAUUGAGGAUACUUAUGAGACCGGGACAGAUGAAAGUCAAGUUUUUCGAACCCCCUCGAAGCAUUCGAGUCCAGCUAAAACGGUACGAUUUGCUAUACCGGAUCGUAGUCAGCUAUCUUUUGCAGAGGAGACUCCCAUAAAAGAAGAGCACGCCACUCAGCGUGACUUCUCGCCAUCGCCUAUGCGCCGGUUUGGGACUCCCGCCCCCAAGAAUAUGAAAUUCGAGAUUCUGGAUUCAGAUGCGGAGGACGAAGAGGAAGAAUCCCAAAUUGUGGCAAAUACCCCGCUAGGAAAUUCUUCUGACCAUGAAGGUUCCACGAAUAUCGGAGACACAAUUGAGAAUGUAGUUGGGAAACCGGAACAGGGGGGUGAACACUCAGCGGAUGAUACUAUUCGAGAACCAGAAAGGGAUGUUGAGCAGGAUUCCGAACUUCCAGAAACAUGUUAUGGAGAUAUCGGAGCCGAAACACAAUUCGAAGCUGAACGGAUCAUGUCUUCGUCGAGUUUAAGUGAUGUCCAGGAAAAUACAUCAUUGAGUGGCGAGGCGGCCGGAACUGUAUCCUAUGGCAGUAGCCAGCUACCACAAACCCAAUAUGCCACUACCCAGCAUACCCAGACUCAAUAUUCUCAAAGUCGCUACACUGGAACUCAAUAUACUCAAAAGCAGACCCAAUUUGGUAAAAGUCAAUACCCCGAAAGCCAACGCCUCUCCACGCAACAUCUGGAUGCUAUGGCACCACGAUCGGAUUCUUCUGAUGUAUUCAUUUCUAUAUAUCCUGCAAACAUGGAAAACAUAAUCUCCCGUGAGAAAAACCACGAGUUUCGAUCUUAUAGUUUUCCGGCUACUGUAUCUCGUAUUUGGAUUUAUCAAACCAGACCUCUAUCGACUCUUACUCAUAUGGCCGUCAUUGGUUCUCCCAAAAUACCUGGAGAUAUAACGAAUCUUGAUGGGCUUGGUAAUGGCGAGUUCAACAAGGGUGAGAAGCGUUCCAAGUUUGCGUAUGAAAUCCUAGAAUUAUAUGCGCUCGCAAAUCCAAUGACCUUGGAAGAAUUGAAGAGUCGACAAUGGUUCAAAGCUGCUCCGCAGAAAUUUGCCAAGGUGCCACCUGCAGUGUUGGGGGAAUUAAUCGCGAAUUUAUUACCACCUCUAUUCACACAAUCUUCUUCUGUCGAGAACACACAUUCCACAUCCAUACUACACAGGAAAUCAAGUACGAGUACUGAGUCUCAAGAGGUACGAAAUCAGAUUACGAAUAACAUUCAACAAUUUUCACACAGACAAGUACCCUCUUCCUUGCCCCCUUCGUCACCCCCUUCGUCACCCCCUUCUUCGCCCCCAAUUGCAACGCAAACUCCUGUGAUUCACGUGCCGUCUUCACAACGUCAACUUGUAAGGCCAUCUCAAGCCUCAACGGUUGAUUAUACACAAACUCAAACACCUGUUACUCAACGUCAUUCACGAAAUGAACGAAAGGGAACCCCUAUUCCAGAGGUAAUUCCGGAGUCGCCGGCAAAAUCUAUUCCUUCCUCCUCGCGCGGUAGUAGUCCGGUGAAGAUUUUGACAUCUGUUGUGUCGAGAAGAGGGGAGAGAAGAGUUAUCGAGAUUGAAAGUCAGAGUGAUGAUAAAGAUUGCCUGGAAGAGAAUAAUUUGCCUGUUGUGGCGGCGAGGAGGAAGAGAGUGGUUAUUGAAGUUGAGAGUCAGACCGAGGAUGAGAGUAAUGGAAAAGAGGACACCUACAAUACAGAAAAUGAAGAAAACGACCCAAUAGAAGAAGGAGGGGAACCAGAAUCACACCAUCCCUCUUCAAUACCCGUCCCUUACUCCCUAAUCCGUUCGUCACAACUCAUGUCCCGAAGCCAAAUGAUGCGCGAACACGAUAGUCUGAUGGAUCGGGAGAUUAUGGGACCGCCGCCGGCGCCGACAGAUGUUGCUACAGAUGUCCCUGCGUAUAUUAUUUUUCGGGAGAUGGAAUCAAGUUGUGGGCCACCUCCUCACGAUUCGGAUGAUGACGAUUUGUGAGUCAAAAAGAUGAUACACGAGAUGAGAUUAGACGGAGAGCUGAGCAGGGAGUUUGUGUUGAGGGAAUAUCCAUAUCAAAAGGUUGUUUAUCACGAGAGCUUGAAUAAUGCCGGUAUAGCGAGGAUAAUUCAUUUUGACUAGAGUUUUUUUCUUUCUAAUAUUCCCCUUUGCAAAUUGAUAUUGAAAUGAUCUGUGUGCA
Molecule: messenger RNA, 3322 nt
Organism: Botrytis cinerea B05.10
Lineage: Eukaryota; Fungi; Ascomycota; Leotiomycetes; Helotiales; Sclerotiniaceae
Exons: 1
Coding region: 343-3123 (926 amino acids)
Source: RefSeq, a predicted model, not a curated record